AAAGGAUGGCUCAAAGGCCAAUCAAAUACGGAUAAGGUCUAAAAUCUUGAAGGAUUCAAAAAUUUCCGAUGAAUACACGUUAUUCCGUUCAGCCGGAGUUAUCUUCCAAUAAUAUCACGAUCACUAUUUCAUCGUCUGCUUCGUUAAGCUCCUCACCGCGAGGCGUAAACAGUCAUGUUGCUGAUGGUAAUGCUCAGGAGAGGUCUCCAUCUUCCUUUUACAUAAGGUUGGCUAUGAAGGUAUCUAGAGCUAGAUGGUUUAUCUUCUUGAGAAGAGUGUUUCACUAUCAGAACGGUUCAAGAUCCGACCUUGGCUCCAAUCCUUUUAAUUCUAGCACUUGGAUGAUGUCUGAGCUCAUUGCUCUGCUUGUUCAGCUCACUGUGAUAACAUUCACACUAGCUAUCUCCAAAGAAGAGAGACCUAUUUGGCCAGUGAGGCUAUGGAUCACAGGAUACGAUGUGGGAUGUCUUCUGAAUCUCAUGCUGUUAUAUGGUCGGUAUCGUCAAGGAAAUGGGUUUGUCCUCGGCGAUGUUGAGCAGCAACAGAGAGGCAGAGAAGAAACAAGGUCCUCUCACUUGAUGAACAAAUGCAGAACGUCGCUAGAGCUUUUCUUUGCGAUUUGGUUUGUGAUUGGGAAUGUUUGGGUUUUUGAUUCUAGGUUUGGUUCUUUCCACCAUGCUCCCAAGCUUCACGUCCUCUGCGUCUCUCUUCUAUCUUGGAACGCUAUCUGCUAUUCCUUUCCCUUUCUUCUCUUCCUCUUCCUCUGUUGCCUUGUUCCUCUCAUAAGUAGCCUCCUUGGAUAUAACAUGAACAUGGGAUCCUCAGACAGAGCAGCAUCAGAUGACCAAAUCUCUAGUCUCCCUAGCUGGAAAUUCAAACGAAUCGACGAAAAUGCUUCUGAUUCUGAUUCAGAUUCAGCUACUGCAACCGAUGAUCCAGAGUGUUGUAUAUGUUUGGCAAAGUAUAAAGACAAAGAAGAAGUAAGGAAGCUUCCAUGUUCACAUAAGUUUCACUCAAAGUGUGUAGAUCAAUGGCUUCGUAUCAUCUCUUGUUGUCCUCUCUGCAAACAAGAUCUUCCAAGAUGACAAAGCAAAAACCCCAAAAGCAGACAAAAGCUCUCACGAGUCAAAAUCUCUGAUUAAGUUCAAUACUUUUUCUUUACGAUUUCUUCUUUCAAAAUUUUUAGUUUUGGUUUGAAGCAAAGUCGAUUACUUGUGUGAGUGUCAAAUUUUUUGUACAGAAAGAGCUCACCAGUAAUCGUAAAGUACAUUGUGAGUAGAUGAUGCAAAUCACAAUGACCAAACAUUUAUAGAAUCUUAUUAUAGUGUGUAUACUACAUUUCAUUUUUACAUUUGUAUUUUUUUUUCAACUUAAAACUGAAAAACCAGAUAUUACUCCAAUAAAAUCAAUUAGGAUGU
Messenger RNA from Arabidopsis arenosa, 1418 nucleotides. Lineage: Eukaryota; Viridiplantae; Streptophyta; Magnoliopsida; Brassicales; Brassicaceae. The record is from the annotation of a GenBank genome assembly.